Molecule: messenger RNA, 1987 nt
Organism: Lactuca sativa (garden lettuce)
Lineage: Eukaryota; Viridiplantae; Streptophyta; Magnoliopsida; Asterales; Asteraceae
Source: RefSeq, a predicted model, not a curated record
AAAAUGCGCACAAAACUCACACGCUGGUGCACGUUAGCAGUCUAACCUGCUUCUCGAACGUUAAAUCUCACCUCUCCCAUCUCUCUCUCUCUCUCUCUCUCUCUCUCUCUCUCUCUCUCGACUCGUCAUUUAUAUGAAUGUUUCGCGGCGAUUUCAGAUUAAACACAAAACACACAGAAAGGAAGAAUAAUAACCUCCGUGACAAGAAUUACGAGGGGAAGAUUGGAGCGAAAGAGAAGCGAUUGAAAGAGGUUUUGAUGGUAUUUUCCGGUAAGAGAAGAGGCGGCGGAGAAAUAGAAACCGUGGAGGAAGAUAUGGAGAAAUUGAAGCCGUUGCACAAUUUCGAUUUGCCGUGCUUGAAGUGGGGGAAUCAGAAGCUCCUACGGUGCAUGAAGGUGGAUUCAAACGGAGAUGCGUCGGCCGUCGAUCGCAAGCAAUCGUCGGAGAGUGGUGGCGGCGGUGGCUCUGUAAUCGGAACACGACGAAGGGAUUCGGAAUUUGAGAGACGAUUUAGAUCGAGUGAUGAUCGUAAGAUGGAGAGUUAUUAUAAGUUUUCUUCCUCAGAGAAAAUGAAGGCGAGAACCGGAGCUGCCGGAGAUGGUGAGAUCGAGGCGACUAGAGAGAAGCUGAUGUUCGAUUUUCAGAAGGAGGUUGGUAAGAUGAAGGAUGCCAUUCUCAGAGAAGGUCUUGUUGUUCCGCCGCCGCCGGCGAUGACGUCUAAUUCUCCGGCGGAGAGGCCAUGGAAUUUGAGGACUAGACGAGCAGCGUGCAAGGCUCCGCCGUCUCCAUCGAACGGAGUCAACGGUAACGGUGAUGUUCUGAAACCUAAUUCUUCUCCGGUAAGAAACGAAUGCAAAUCUCCGAAACACCGGCCUAUCAUCGGAAUCGCCACCGCAACUACAAGUGCCGAGAAGAGAGACAGACCGAAGUUUUCCAUUUCCCUUUCCCGUCGUGAGUUGGAGGACGAUUUCAUGGCUAUGGCCGGUCGACGACUGCCGCGUAAGCCGAAGAAACGGCCACGGAUUGUUCAAAAACAAUUGGAUACUCUUUUCCCAGGAUUGUGGUUGUCGGAAAUAACUGCCGAUCUGUACAAAGUUCCCGACGAGAUCGAAACCGGAAAGAGGUAGCAUUAGGGAUAUGGUUGAUCACUAAUAAUUGGAUACUUGCUGCUUGAUUUCUUCUAAUUGGAAACUGAUCGGAAGGGUUCAAAUUUCCAGAUAAGAUCUUGGUGUAAACUUGGGUUUUAUGCUAAUUUUGAUUCUAAUGGCUAAAAACAUGUUCAUAAUUCAUAUAUGUGUUUUUUUUUUUUUUUUUAACGCUCUUGAUGUUCAUUGAAAUAAAACUGGAAUAAGUUUCACAUUAACAUUUCUUCUGAUCAAUCUUUCCAAAUUUGUGAUAAUUUGGGUAUCUCCAAGUUUUCUGAUUACAUUUAUCUUUCUUAAUUUCUGGGAAACAAUUGCAGUAAAGUGACACCAAAUUACAUCAUUGUACAUGGUCUGUUUUAAAGAUCAACCUCCAAGAUAAAAAAAAUAAAUAAAUAAAUAAAAACUUUUUAAAGCCAUAUAAGGUUUUAGAACUUGCUUACUUAUAGAUUCUUGAUACAUAUUCAUUAAUUACCCAAGAAUCAAACUUUCAUAAGUUCUUGAUGAGCAAAAAUGUUGGUUUUAUGUAACCAAAUUUAUUGUAUAUUCUUUAUAGUAUUUGGUACAUGGGAUGGGACAUGAAUGGAUUCGACAAGUUUUAUGAGGUUUAUUUUCGAUGAUGAUAUGGAUGUGAAGGGUAUUUAUGUAAUUUGAGAUAUAGAGGACAUUUAUGUCAUUAUGUUAUUUGCAUAGAGGGUAGCCCGUCUUGUUCCAUCUUUUUUGGUGUACCAAAAGUAUAAUAUUAACAUCUUUUAUAGUCUCACUCUAAUGCGAAUGUAAGUGAGACGCAUUACAAUGAUACUUUGUAUUUCGUAACAAAUAACAGUAAUUCUACGUUUGCAUGA